This is a messenger RNA of Pantherophis guttatus, 6214 nucleotides long. RefSeq names its product glycogen phosphorylase B (gene PYGB). NCBI's taxonomy places the organism in Eukaryota, Metazoa, Chordata, Lepidosauria, Squamata, Colubridae. The record is from RefSeq and is a predicted model, not a curated record. Gene Ontology annotation, biological process: glycogen catabolic process. Gene Ontology annotation, molecular function: glycogen phosphorylase activity; pyridoxal phosphate binding. Gene Ontology annotation, cellular component: cytoplasm.
GGUGCAUCGCUUGAGUUGCGCUUUGCACAGGCAGGAGGGCGCGCCGUCCGUUCGGUUGGGCGCCCAAGUGAUGCCUUUAAUCUGCGGGUGAUCCGCUUCGCACUUCCGCUGCCCCAGUUCUGCCCGCUGCUGCUCUGCGCCUCAACCCAGCAUCGCCGGAAAAUCUCCCGGGACGAUCCAGCGCAGAGAAGAAAAGGAGAAAAAAGCGGGAAGCGAUAGAACCGCCGCCGCCGCCUGGUCUUGUUUUGAAAGUUGCUCGGGCUGCCUCGUCCCACAGCGCAGGCGCUGCCGCAGCGAGGCCGGGCCGGGCCGGGCUUUGCCAGAGCCGCCAGCAGGAGGAGGAUCGGGGCUGCAGCUCUUUGCUCUCAUCCCACCCCCACCCUCACCUCUGAUGAACCUCGCAUCCAGCUAGCCGUGCAAGCGACUGCAGCCGGAGGAAGCGAGGGAGGGGAAUUCAUCCGAAACAGCAGCUUGCUCCGACGCCUGGGCCGCUCCAGACAGACGACCUUCCUGCUGGGGCCGACGCUUAAUUAGCCGGGAUGGCCGUUCCGCUUAGCGACAGCGAAAAAAGGAAACAGAUCAGCGUGCGGGGCAUCGCCGGGCUGGGCGAUGUGGCGGAGAUUAGGAAGAGCUUCAAUCGGCACCUCCACUUCACUCUGGUGAAAGAUCGGAAUGUGGCCACCCCGCGGGAUUAUUUCUUCGCCUUGGCGCACACUGUGCGCGAUCACUUGGUGGGACGGUGGAUCCGCACCCAGCAAUAUUAUUACGAGAAGGACCCCAAGCGUAUUUAUUACCUGUCUCUGGAAUUCUACAUGGGCCGAACACUUCAGAAUACGAUGGUGAACCUGGGUCUGCAGAAUGCCUGUGAUGAAGCUAUUUAUCAGCUUGGCCUUGACUUAGAAGAGUUGGAAGAGAUUGAGGAAGAUGCUGGCCUUGGCAAUGGAGGACUGGGGCGUCUAGCAGCUUGCUUUCUGGACUCUAUGGCAACUCUGGGGCUUGCAGCCUAUGGCUAUGGGAUCCGUUAUGAAUUUGGCAUUUUUAAUCAAAAGAUUGUCAAUGGCUGGCAGGUGGAAGAAGCUGAUGAUUGGCUGCGCUAUGGCAAUCCUUGGGAAAAAGCCCGCCCUGAAUACAUGCUUCCUGUACAUUUCUAUGGUCGAGUAGAUCAUACUCCUAAUGGGAUUAAAUGGGUUGAUACUCAGGUUGUUCUUGCCAUGCCUUAUGAUACACCUGUUCCAGGAUAUAAGAACAAUACAGUUAAUACCAUGAGACUGUGGUCAGCCAAGGCACCCAAUGAUUUCAACCUUGAAGAGUUUAAUGUUGGUGAUUAUAUCCAAGCUGUGUUGGAUAGAAACCUAGCAGAAAACAUAUCCAGAGUGUUGUACCCCAAUGAUAAUUUUUUUGAAGGAAAGGAAUUGCGUCUGAAACAGGAGUACUUUGUGGUAGCUGCCACUCUCCAGGACAUCAUAAGACGAUUCAAGUCUUCCAAAUUUGGAUGCCGUGACCCAGUGAGGACCUGUUUUGAAACCUUCCCCGACAAGGUUGCCAUUCAGCUAAAUGACACUCACCCGGCUCUCUCCAUUCCUGAGCUCAUGAGAAUCUUUGUUGAUGUUGAACAGAUGGAUUGGGAUAAGGCCUGGGAAAUUACAAAACGAACCUGUGCAUACACCAAUCAUACAGUGCUGCCUGAGGCCCUGGAGCGCUGGCCAGUGUCUAUGUUUGAGAAGCUCCUGCCAAGGCACCUGGAGAUCAUUUAUGCUAUCAACCAAAAGCAUUUGGAUUAUGUGACUUCCCUCUUUCCUGGAGAUGUUGACCGCCUCCGAAGGAUGUCUGUGAUUGAGGAAGGAGACUGCAAAAGGAUCAAUAUGGCCCACCUGUCUGUCAUUGGUUCUCAUGCAGUCAAUGGUGUGGCUCAGAUUCACUCGGAGAUUGUGAAGAAUUCUGUAUUCAAAGAUUUCUACGAGAUAGAGCCAGAAAAAUUUCAAAACAAAACCAAUGGUAUCACUCCCAGGCGAUGGCUUCUGCUGUGUAACCCAGGACUCUCUGAAGUCAUUGUGGAGAGAAUUGGGGAAGAUUUCCUAACUGAUCUUAGCCAACUAAAGAAGCUGCUGGAUUUUGUCAAUGAUGAAGCCUUUAUUAGGGAUGUAGCUAAAGUUAAACAGGAGAAUAAACUGAAGUUCUCAGCGUACUUGGAAGAACAGUACAAAGUGAAAAUUAACGCAUCCUCUAUGUUUGAUGUGCAUGUCAAGAGAAUUCAUGAAUACAAGAGGCAGCUCCUCAAUUGCCUACAUAUAAUCACUCUCUAUAAUCGCAUCAGAAAAGACCCUAAAAAAUCCUAUGUGCCAAGAACAGUUAUGAUUGGAGGAAAGGCAGCUCCAGGCUACCACAUGGCAAAAAAGAUUAUCAGAUUGAUCACGGCCAUUGGAGAAAUUAUCAAUAAUGAUCCCUACAUAGGAGAUAGACUCAAAGUCAUAUUCUUGGAAAACUACAGAGUGUCUUUUGCUGAAAAAGUGAUUCCUGCUGCAGAUCUAUCUGAGCAGAUAUCUACGGCUGGGACUGAAGCUUCAGGGACAGGAAACAUGAAAUUCAUGUUGAAUGGAGCCCUCACUAUUGGGACCAUGGAUGGGGCCAACGUGGAAAUGGCUGAAGAAGCUGGAGAGGAUAAUCUAUUCAUUUUUGGCAUGCGAGUGGAUGACGUAGAAGCAAUGGAUAAGAAAGGGUACACUGCUAAGGAAUACUACGACAGGAUUCCAGAGCUCAAGCAAGUUAUUGAUCAAAUAAACAGUGGCUUUUUCUCACCAAAUGAUCCUAGUUGUUUCCACGAUAUUGUCAACAUGUUGAUGUAUCAUGACAGGUUUAAAGUAUUUGCUGAUUAUGAAGCCUACAUCAAAUGUCAAGGGCAAGUGGACCAACUAUACAUGAAUCCUAGGGAAUGGACUAAAAAGGUAAUUAAGAACAUUGCAUGCUCUGGCAAGUUUUCCAGUGACAGGACAAUUACUGAAUAUGCCAGAGAGAUCUGGGGAGUGGAACCUUCUGCUGUGAAAAUUCCUCCUCCAAACAUACCUAGGGAGUAAAUCUGCCAUUAGAAGGUGCAUGAAAUUACCCUGAUGGACUUCCUGCUGCUGCUGCUGCUGCUGCUGCUGCUAAGACAUACCUGCUUCCCUGUGACGUUUCUGCAGAUGAAUUCAAUCAUGUAUUUUAUCACACUUUGGCUUGUUUCAUCUUUAUAAACAUAUAGCUGAAAUGAGAGCAGCUGGUGUUUCAGAUAGUAAGAAAUAGUUGACCAAAACUUAUAGGUUGUAAUAGGAUUUUAAAAAUCCAGUAGACCAAUGUGGUUUAUAUGAAUCCAUGCAUUAUAUGCUGAGGGGCUCCUCAAGCCCCCAAACUUGUUAAAUCCUAUGGCAGUUCCCAAGUGAUCAGUCAGAAGGUGCCUACAAAGUCCAGGAUUAAAUGGAAAAUGUGAUUCCACAGGGAUAAUAAGUGUUGCCUUCUGGAAUGGAAGCUAGACUGGAACCUUUCUAUAACCAAGGAGAAUGCUUUUUCCAUAUAACUCAUCUUGAAGUCACUUCUCUGUCUUAAUUGCAGUGGUAUCUGCAGCAAACUGAGGUUGCAUCAAAAUGACACAUAGCUGAGGCAUCGUGACACAAACAUUGCUCUUAGUUACUUGUAUUCUGUUGACUAACACAAAUGUUCAGUUGUGGAUUUAGCAUUCUGACACACAUUUUAUUCCUUGUCCCUCUUCCCCUCCUCUCCACACGUAUGCUCAUUAGGAGAACUAUUGCUGAUCUCCCAGUCAGUUCUUUUUAAUCCAGAAUCAUUUUAAGUGACCAGUUAUCACAAACUGAAAAAUCAGGAUACUUUUUCCUGUAGGGACAUGGAGUUCAAAGUGGGUUAAAGGCACCAAAGAACCUGCUUGUUUUCCUCUAAAAUGAGAAUUCCAGAACAACCUGUGAUUCAUAAAGUUAGCAUCCAGUCUGGUGCCCUCAAGAAGCAUUGGGACUGCCCAGUCAGCCAAAUUAAGUCAAAUUAUGGGCCAUAUUUUGUGAUCUGCUGGAUUCUGGAUAAUUUUCAGAGCAAGUGGCAGUAAAUAAAAAAUUAAGACAUUUGCUUAGCCUCAUGGUAGAUUGCUAAGCUUUGCUUUAGGAAAUAGACUUUUAUGUUUCAAAUUGUGCAGUUAUAUGGAUUAUUUAAAACAAUCUUAUAUAAAGAGCAGACACUAAAAUACUGUCACUUCUCAUACUGAAACCACUCCAUCCAGAGUUUUUCUUGAGUCAGUGUUGUCUCUAGAGGUCACAUUUUUAGUAUUUUAAAAGUAUAUUGGGAAACCCCAUGAAUUUUAAUUUCAGGCAAUAACAUCAUGAUUUUGGGAUCUAUCAGGUCUUCUAGCCUGGAUUGGGACACGGUGGCUCAGUGGCUAAGACGCUGAGCUUGUCGAUCGAAAGGUCGGCAGUUCAGCGGUUCGAAUCCCUAGUGCCGAGUCAUGGGGUGAGCUCCCGUUACUUGUCCCAGCUUCUGCCAACCUAGCAGUUCGAAAGCAUGAAAAAAAUGCAAGUAGAAAAAUAGGGACCACCUUUGGUGGGAAGGGAACAGUGUUCCGUGCGCCUUUGGCGUUUAGUCAUGUUGGCCACAUGACCAUGGAGACGUCUUCAGACAACGCUGGCUCUUCGGCUUUGAAACGGAGAUGAGCAUCGCCCCCUAGAGUCGGGAAUGACUAGCACAUAUGUGCGAGGGGAACCUUUACCUUUAGCCUGGGAUGUUAAAUAAAUAAUUUUUCUUUUUUACAAAUGCUGAGGAAAUUGACUAUAUUUUAGAGCCCAAUCUUUAUUUGUAAAUGGCCAGAAUGGAAAUGAAUGUAUGUCCUAUAAGUUUCCAGGACCAAAACAUUAAACAAACAAGCUGUUUUCCUUUUCAGACUUUUUAGUAGAGGCAUUAUCAAUCUAAUACCAGGUCAAAGAAAUAAUGAAUAUAAUCUACAAAUAAUUCCUUCUCUAAGAUGAUGCCCUCCAAAUAUCCUGUGGUAGCAACUCCCCACUGUCAGGGAGUCAUAUAGGAGGAGACCAGAAACAGCUGCCUAAUCUCUGCUUCUCCCUAGAUUAAUUUUUAGGGUUGCCCCAUACGGAUACAACUUCAUCUAUCAAAUGUAGGAAAUUGUGACCACAGUUUUCUGAACAGACAGCAAAUAGGCAUGCAAUAAUUAACAGGAGAAAGACUUUGUCAAAAACAGGUGACAGUUUUGUCAGAGCUGACACUGUGAUCAUCUGUUGAGAAGUUAGGACAGAGAGCUGAGGCAGAUCAAUAUCAAUCAAUAGCAGAUUUAUAUAACGCUUCACAAAGCGGUUUACAGAGUCAGCAUAUUGCCCCCAACAAUCUGGGUCCUCAUUUUACCAACCUCAGAAGGAUGGAAGGCUGAAUCAAUCUUGAGUCUGGUGAGAUUUGAUCUGCCAAAUUGCAGGCAGCGGCAGUCAGCAGAAGUAGCCUGCAGUACUGCAAUUUAACCACUGUGCCACCACUAAGAGAUCCUUUCCGCUAUCCAGGACUAAUCGAUACCCAUAUCAAUCUAUUGGAAUGGCAUGAAACACAAUAAUUUCAUAAAUUUCAAGAGCCAUAAAGAAACAAAAUUUCAAUGCUUGCAUUAUUCUAGAAAACAACAAAUUGUGAAAGUAAAACUGAUAUUCAUUUUAUAUCAGUCUGCUGUAUUUUUGUCUAACCAAAGUGGAUGAAAUUAAAGUAAAAUAUAUGGUUUUCUACUUUGUGUAGGCCAUAAUUCACUAAAUAACUGCUAAAAGUUCAGUUCUUCCAGGUUUAUGCAACAUUUAAGUAUAUUAUAGAAUACAUUGGUAUGUUUACAGCUAUAGUACCUCAUUUCAGAUGAACUUUGGGGUUUUAUAACUUAUUAACUCAAGAUGUUUGUAAGUAUGUUAUUCGCAUGUUUAGUUUUGUUUUUUUUUUAAUUUGCUGUUUGUGGUAUAUAGCCGUACUUAUACAAUUGUAACUUCCAGGCUCGUCCAAACUAGAAAGAUUCUUAGCACAAGCCAAGCUGUUAAACCACAAUUUAAGAUUUAUUUACAAUUGUAUCUUGUUCUAAAAUUACUAACCAUCAUUUCUUAGCUGACAAAAAUUGGAAUCUGUGAUUAAUUGGAAUCUGUUUGGUCUGAUUGUAGCAAUAGUUGUGGAGAAAUUCCUACCAAUCUGGGUUUAUAAACUGAGAUCAUACCAA